AGCGACUUGAAGAUUUUGACAAAAUCAACCGAAAUCCACUAAAGAGUUUCUUCUUCUUAAAUAGAGCCAAUGAAGCAUACGCAUAACUCAUUAAGCAACAACACAAACUCAAAAAACAGAUAUGAUGAUUCUAAGCCAUUGUUAUUGCUUUUCUAGUAUUAUUAUUACCAUAUAUUUCUCCCUCCUAAUCCAUACUCUUGCUUCUCCUAUGCUUCACUUUUGCCGCCAUGACCAAAGGGAUGCUCUUUUGGAAUUCAGAGACGAGUUUCCGAUCAAUGAGUUGAACCCAAGUCCGUGGAAUAAGAGCAGUGAUUGCUGUUUUUGGAAAGGUGUCACGUGCGAUGAUAAAUCUGGCCAGUAGUUUGGAAAACUCUUCACAAGAAACAUUGAUCAAAGGAUUGGAUUUGAGUUCGAAUUCAUUUCAAGGACCGUUCCCUCUUUGGAUAUGCAAGCUUAAAUGGUUACGUCUUUUAGAUUUGUCCAACAACCUCUUCAGUGGCUCGCUUCCUCCAUGUUUAAGGAAUCUCACUGUUUCUCUUACCGAGCUAACUCUACGGAACAACAACUUCAGUGGAACUCUUCCAGAUAUAUUUUCCAAUGCUACCAAGUUACAAUUAUUGGACGUUAGUGGCAACCAGCUGGAGGGAAAUUUUCCAAAGUCUUUGAUCAAUUGCAAAGCUCUACAAUUUGUGAAUAUGGAAAGCAACAAAAUCAAAGACAAGUUUCCAUCAUGGUUGGGAUCUCUACCAUCACUAAAUGUUCUCAUCUUCAGAUCAAACAAGUUUUAUGGGCCGUUGUAUCAUGGCAACAUGUCCAUUGUGUUUCAGAGUUUAAGGGUCAUCGAUAUAUCACACAAUGACUUCACUGGAUCUCUCCCACCUCACUAUUUUUCCAAUUGGCGUGAUAUGACCACACUAACUGAAGGAAAUGGCGAGUACAUGGCAAGUCUUCCAGCUUAUUCUCUAAUAUAUCAGUCCAUGGAAAUAGUGAAUAAAGGAGUAAAAAUGAGCUUUGAGCGGAUCCGACAAGAUUUCAGAGCCAUUGAUUUUUCUGGAAAUCAAAUUUAUGGUAAAAUCCCUCAAUCUAUCUGCGUUUUGAAGGAAUUGCGUCUGCUCAACUUGUCAGGUAACGCAUUCACAAGCGAUAUCCCACGGUUCUUGGCGAAUUUGACUAACCUCGAGGCAUUAGACCUAUCUCGUAACAAGUUUUCAGGUCAAAUCCCUCAAGAUCUUGGCAAACUCUCCCUUUUGUCAUACAUGAACUUUUCUCAUAACCUUCUCCAAGGUCCUGUGCCACGAGGCACACAAUUUCAAAGGCAGAAAUGUUCUUCAUUCUUGGACAACCCUAAACUCUACGGUCUCGAAGAAAUCUGUGGAGAAACCCUUGUCCCCAAUCAUACAUCACAGCAACCUGAGGAGUACUCAGGGGAGGAAGAGAAAACGUUCAACUGGGUAGCAGCUGCAAUAGCCUAUGGACCUGGUGUGUUCUGUGGAUUGGUGAUCGGACAUAUCUUCACUUCACACAAUCAUGAGUGGUUCACAGAAAAGUUUGGUCGAAAAAAAAAGGUCAGAGUCACCACAAGUGUUCGCUAACUUUUGAAGAAGCAUUGUGUAACGUCUUGUUUACAUGUGUGUCCUCGGAAAGACUCGUUUGUGUUUUAAUUUUCUAUUUUAUGGUUUUGUAAUAAACGUACUGUAUUUGGUGGUAUUUAAUAUAUCCUUGGUUUUAAAAUUAAAAUGUAUAUACGUUGUGUUUUGCAA
This is a messenger RNA of Arabidopsis lyrata subsp. lyrata, 1760 nucleotides long. Its product is annotated as receptor-like protein 12. Bases 342 to 1592 code for a protein of 416 amino acids. NCBI's taxonomy places the organism in Eukaryota, Viridiplantae, Streptophyta, Magnoliopsida, Brassicales, Brassicaceae. Gene Ontology annotation, molecular function: protein binding. The transcript is spliced from 2 exons. The record is from RefSeq and is a predicted model, not a curated record.